GAUCGGUGACGUUGACAGAACAACACGGAAGCCGCAUAACCUAAACCUCAGGUCUUGUUAUUAAUGCAAAAAAUGUUAAUUUUUAACUCGUUUAAGUGCUAAUAUCAUGAAAGUGUAUUGUUCCUAAAUGUUUUAAAGUGCAUCGUCGUUAUGGAAGUGCCUAGCAACAUCAGUUUGGAGUUCCUUGACCUCACCGAUGUGGACGAGUACGAGAGGGAACAUGUCCUCAACACCCUGCACUCCAUACAGGGCCCCACACAGUUCCCCUGGUUCAUUGGGGAGAAAAAACCAACCGGAGAGAAGAGAAAGCAUGUUGCUCCGGAAUCGACACAAUUUCAACCCACAGUCCCCAUAAUAAACCCUCAAACGGGCUUAGUGGAACAGCCGGCCAUCAUAAAUGCCCCACAGCAGUAUUUCCCUAUGCCUCAGUAUUUCCCACCGGCCCCUGCCCCUUUUGUCCCUUACCCUCCCAGUACAGAAUAUACACCUUACCCGAGCUUUCCCAUGAAGGCUCCUGUUUACUACGGGGUGCCCCCUGCACAGCCCAUUUUCAUUACCCAUCCACAACCCACUGAUAUGCCAGGGUACUUUCCUGAAGCAACCCAAAACCCUCCUGUGAGUGAGACAAAGAAGCCACAAUCACCCUUGUCGGCAGACACCCCACCCUUUACCCCCAAAAAUCAGCAAGAAGUGAAAGUUGUCGAAGAACAGCCCAGUGUGGAGCCCCCUAAGAGCGCUUGGGGGGCCAACAAGACCUGGGCGAGCUUGUUUAAUGCCAAAGGGACUGGCGGGAGUGAAAUUAAUGGCUUGGGAAAGGGGUUUCCCGAGCUGGUGAAGGAAACCAACAACAACGAGGCUUGCCCCAUUAAGAACCCUAAGAGGAACAGUUUUGUCGAUCCGGAUUGCUACAGGAUGGGAGAGUUUCUGAUGAACUACACUCUCGACGGUCGUACGAUAAGCCUGCAGCCCCGCGGUUUAAUAAACAAAAGCAACUACUGCUACAUCAACUCGAUCCUGCAGGCCUUAAUCGCUUGCCCGCCCCUCUACAAUUUAUUAAACGGUCUAGCGGACAGCAUAACCUCGAACGCGACAAGAAAACCGACCCCCGUGAUCGACGGCAUGUGCAAGUUCGUCCGCGAGUACAAACAUUUGCCGGCGAACAUGCGGGUUAAUAAUCGCGGCACCGGGGGGGGCAAAAAAGACGCGAAAAAGGAGCAGGGGACGUCGAUAAACACCGACGUCCCCUUCGAGGCCUCCUGGAUCUACAAAAUUCUGAGGGAUUUGCAAACGGGGUUGGUCGAGGGGCGACAGGAGGACGCCGAGGAGUUCUUGGGCUGUCUCCUGAACCAGUUGAGCGACGAGAUGCUCGAGUUGAUUAAAUUAGUGGAGGAUGAAUCCGGGGGUGGCGGAGAGAAGAAGGUCGUAGCAGCGGUUCAGGAGGAGGAGGGAGACAUGUGGCAAGUGAUGGGCACGAAGAAUAAAGGAACCAUCUUGAGGAAAACCGAGUUUGAACGCACCCCCAUCACCGAUAUCUUUGGGGGGGCCCUGAAGUUGAGGAUCCAUAGGACCGGGGGACAGGUCACGGAGAACACGCAGCCUUUUCUCACUUUGCAGCUGAAUAUCGAGAAGUCUCAGAGCGUCAAAGAAGCCCUGGAGGCCCUAACGACCAAACACGAACUGGAAGGUUUGACCUCGUCAAAGACAAACGAACAAGUGGAGGCGUGGCAACAGGUGAUGCUGGACGAGCUCCCGGUGGUCCUGGUGUUGCACCUCAAGUGUUUCGACUACCAGUUAAGCGGUUGCGCCAAGAUCGUGAAGGCCCUGGAGUUCCCCGUGGACCUAAAGAUCGACGGCAAACUGAUUUCCUCGAAAACCGCCAACGCCAAGGAGAAACAGUACAAGUUGUUCGCGGUGGUGUACCACGACGGCAAGGAGGCCACCAAGGGCCACUACGUGACCGACGCGUUCCACGUGGGCUACAGCAGCUGGUUGCGGUACGACGACGCCUCGGUUAAACCGGUGCAGGAGGAGCACGUGCUGAACCCCCAGGGGACCCGGGUGCCCUAUUUGUUGUUUUACAGGCGCUGCGACACCAUCAGGAGCAGAUAGUUUCGGGUUUUAAAGUUGUUUAUAUUAUUAUUAUUAUUAAGUAUUCUACUAUUAUUACUAUAAUUAUUUUAAUAAAUAAAUAUUUGUAUAAAAGGA
This is a messenger RNA of Anthonomus grandis grandis, 2205 nucleotides long. It is a transcript of the gene Usp10, whose product is annotated as ubiquitin carboxyl-terminal hydrolase 10. Gene Ontology annotation, biological process: protein deubiquitination; regulation of autophagy; DNA damage response, signal transduction by p53 class mediator. Gene Ontology annotation, cellular component: nucleus; cytosol. Lineage: Eukaryota; Metazoa; Arthropoda; Insecta; Coleoptera; Curculionidae. Bases 151 to 2109 code for a protein of 652 amino acids. The transcript is spliced from 6 exons. The record is from RefSeq and is a predicted model, not a curated record. Gene Ontology annotation, molecular function: cysteine-type deubiquitinase activity; cysteine-type endopeptidase activity.